Messenger RNA from Akanthomyces muscarius, 921 nucleotides. RefSeq lists its product as uncharacterized. Lineage: Eukaryota; Fungi; Ascomycota; Sordariomycetes; Hypocreales; Cordycipitaceae. The record is from RefSeq and is a predicted model, not a curated record. The transcript has 2 exons. Bases 1 to 921 code for a protein of 306 amino acids.
AUGCAUGGCGCGGUAGAGAAACUGGGCCACGGUGCGUACUCGGCGGACUUAAUCUCUACAUUAUGUAUUGGGAAUGUACCUCAUGGCGGCUUUUUGGCAUUUGUUUUUCUAGAGGCCACGAAGGCAUAUUUGCAGAAAGAAGUGCAUCAGAACAUUAUGCUUGGUCACUGGGAGUUUUUAUUUCCUACAAAAGUCGGCCGCGCCAUUUUGCUUGUCGAGGAGGUAAAAACGGGGAAACGAAUGUCAGUACUGCAUAUUAAGCUAUACCAGGGCGACAUCAGUGAAAAUGCUCCGUGGAUCAAAAGUUCAUCCUACGCGGCGACUACCGCCUACAUUACGGCAGAGACAUCGGAAAUCAACAUCGGAGUGAGCAUCCCGACCGGUUGGCAUAGCGCGCCUUCAUCAAUGCCCAAACUCCGCCUAUUACCGCCCGCUGGUGAUGGCGAUUGGCAGCGACUGCAUGUGCCACCGGUCGCAAAAGCGUUACAGCACGUGGAAUUUUAUGUUUUGAGCUCACAAGAUCCAACAUUGGCAACACGCGAUUACUGGAUUCGCUUAGCAGGCGGAGGGAAUUUUUCCAAUGCCUCCCUCGGGUUUGUCUGCGACGUGGGUCCGCCAGUGUUUAUCGAUUCAUUUCGGAGUGCGGCAGAAAAGACUGUGGCUCGCAGCUCGAGCAAGAGGGACUCGUGGUAUCCGACAUUGGUGAUGGACAUGCAAACUAAGCAGCAGUUGCCGGAAAUGGGUAUCGAGUGGCUGCGGCUGCGGUUUCAGUCAAAAGUGGUUCAUAACGAUCGUUUAGACGUUGAAGUGCUAGUCUUCGACGAGUUGGGCGACCUGAUCACAAUUAGCCACCAUGUGGUCAUGAUAGUUGACAUGGAGCAGAAGAAUACUGCAAGGGGUGAACAGAAGGCAAGCAUAUGA